AAACAUACGCAUGCCCCUGGGAUUUUUCGUUACCCUGUGCAAAGCACACAGAGAAACCUCGUAAAUAACAAAUAAUGUAUAAAAUACGAAAUGUCACCGGCCGGUUCCUAUGCAGACAAACAUUACAGAGAACUACACCAGUUUGCUGUAGAUGUUUACACAGAGAACCAUUAGAUCAGUCAUGGAAGGAGAAAGCAAAGAAGGAAAUCAAAGGAAAAGAUCCAGAUGAUGUACUGAUUUGGAAGACUCCUGAGGGCAUCAAUGUUAAGCCAGUAUACACAAAGAAAGACACAGAACAUGUUGAGAAAGAACUGCCUGGACUAUUUCCUUACACAAGAGGACCCUAUAGCACAAUGUACACAUAUAGACCUUGGACUAUCAGACAGUAUGCAGGAUUCAGUACUGUUGAAGAAAGUAACAAGUUUUACAGAGACAAUAUAGCAGGAGGACAACAAGGUCUAAGUGUGGCAUUUGAUCUUCCAACACAUAGAGGUUAUGAUUCUGACAACCCAAGAGUAGUUGGAGAUGUAGGUAUGGCAGGUGUAGCUAUAGAUUCUGUGGAGGAUACUAAAUUAUUGUUUGAUGGAAUCCCUCUCAAUAAGAUUUCUACAUCCAUGACGAUGAAUGGUGCUGUACUACCUGUUAUGGCAAUGUACAUUGUGGCUGCUGAAGAACAGGGAGCUAAGCAGUCAGAGUUGGCGGGUACAAUACAGAAUGAUAUCCUCAAAGAAUUUAUGGUCAGAAAUACUUAUAUAUUCCCACCAGACCCGUCAAUGAAAAUCAUAGGAGAUAUCUUUAAAUACACAUCAGAGAACAUGCCAAAGUUUAAUUCCAUAUCUAUAUCUGGAUACCACAUGCAAGAAGCUGGUGCAGAUGCAGUUUUGGAAAUGGCUUUUACUUUGGCAGAUGGUUUGCAAUACAUCAAAACAGGUUUAAGCAGAGGUCUUGAUAUCGAUAAGUUUGCUCCACGUUUGUCAUUUUUCUGGGGAGUUGGAAUGAAUUUUUAUAUGGAAAUUGCAAAAAUGAGAGCUGCAAGAAGACUUUGGGCAAACCUAUUAAAAGAAAAGUUCAAUCCAAAGAAUCCUAAAUCUUUAUUGCUACGAACACAUUCACAAACUUCAGGAUGGUCAUUAACAGAACAGGAUCCUUAUAACAAUAUAAUAAGGACCUGUGUAGAGGGAAUGGCUGCAGUGUUUGGUGGAACCCAGUCCUUACAUACUAACUCAUUUGAUGAGGCCUUAGGAUUACCUACUCCAUUCAGUGCUAGAAUUGCUAGAAAUACUCAGAUAAUACUACAAGAAGAAUCUGGUAUCACUAAGGUGGCUGAUCCAUGGGGAGGAUCUUACAUGAUGGAAAGCCUGACAGAAGAAAUCUAUGAGGCAGCACUUAACGUUAUCAAUGAGGUAGAAGAUAUGGGUGGAAUGGCAAAGGCUGUAGCAGCAGGCAUGCCUAAGCUGAGAAUAGAAGAAUGUGCUGCAAAAAGACAGGCUAGAAUCGAUAGUGGUUCAGAGGUGAUUGUUGGUAUAAACAAAUAUAAAUUGGCAGAACAGGGUCAAAUUGAUGUUCUAUGUAUAGAUAAUACUGUGGUCAAACAAAAACAGAUGGAAAGACUGACGAAAGUCAGAGAGACUAGAGAUAAAAAGAAGGCAGAAGAGAGUUUAGAAGCCAUUACCAAAUGUUGUGAGUCAGGUGAUGGGAACUUGUUAGCACUCAGUAUAGAUGCUGCAAGGGCAAGAUGUACAGUAGGCGAAAUAACAGAUGCCAUGGAAAAGAUAUUUGGAAGGCAUGUAGCUAGUGACAGAAUGGUCAGUGGUGCUUAUAAAACUGAGUAUGGCGAUACUGAUGAUAUCUCUAAAGUUAUUAGAAGGGUUGAGCAAUUUGCAGAAAAUGAAGGAAGACGACCCAGAAUAUUGGUGGCUAAGGUUGGACAGGAUGGACAUGACAGAGGUGGAAAGGUCAUAGCCACAGGGUUUGCUGACCUUGGUUUUGAUGUUGAUAUUGGGCCAUUAUUCGCUACUCCAGAAGAAGCAGCACAGCAGGCUGUUGAUGCUGAUGUACAUGUGGUAGGAAUAAGUUCUCUUGCUGCUGGUCAUAAGACUCUUAUUCCUGAUCUUGUAAAAAAGCUGAAAGAGAUGGGAAGACCGGAUAUUUUGAUAGUAGCAGGAGGUGUUAUUCCUCCUCAGGACUAUGACUUCCUGUAUUCUGCUGGUGUAUCAGCCAUCUUUGGACCAGGAACCAGAAUACCAGAUGCUGCUGAAAAUGUGAUAGACAUGCUGGAAAAUGGUGGUCAAAAGAAGAGAAAGCAAACAUCAUAAAAUAGCUUUAGACAGUUUCUGACAACAUUAACUUUAAGCCUUCGUUUCUUCUGAUACAAUGUUAUAAUCUUUAAUCUCAAUGUGAAGAUGCAAAAAAUCAAAAAAAUACAUUCAACAGAAUUAUGACAUUGUAAAUGAAAAGGGGAAAAAAGCCUGUUGAAUGAAAUAUGCUUUCUCCAUGGUGAUAAUUGUAGUAAGAAACUAACAGCUUUGAAUUUCAACAAAUAUGGAUUGUUAGUAUGUUUUAAAUGUGAUGGAAAUUGGAUACUGCUAAUUUUUUAGCAUUUAUUUAAAAAUUCAUAAAUUAGAAUAUGAAAUAAGUGUUACUUAUCUGGUUUAAUGGCAGAAUUCACAAUGAUCAAAAUAUAUGGUUAGAUAAGUUUAACAGGAACUACAUGUCAGAAUUCAGAGUUAAUUGUUUGUUAGUCCUGUCAAAAUUACUACAUAUCCAAUUGAUAUACAUUAUGUAACCCUUUCUCUUUGGUCACGUUUUUGUCUAGUUUCCUUUUACAACAAAUAUAUCUUUGGAAUUAGUUAACCCUAAUUCAAAAGUCAUAGUUGAACUUUGGACUGUAUUGUUAUUUAUAUGUUUAAGUCUUGUGUGUAUGAAGUUGUCAUAAUAAUUCCAAUGUGUUACUGAUGUCUCAUCUUCAGUUAAAAUGAUCAAUUUUACCAUUUUGAUAAUAACUGAACAUAGGACAAAUAUAUGCAAUAGUAGAUACAGAUUGCUAGUUAAGUGUUUUUAUUACUUUGAAUUGUAGUUAUAAAUGAGUGUAAAAAGUUUUAUGGGGUGUAUUUUAGGAAUAUGAUAUAAGGCAUGGAUGGCAUGUAUUGUGUAUUGUACACUAAUUGUUUUCUUAUUAUAGCUAUAUUUUUCUUUGGUAUAUUGUUAUGAUUAUAUUUGUAUGUGAUAUUGAUAUUAAAUGCUUUGUGUUAAA
Mytilus californianus (California mussel) is the source of this 3253-nucleotide messenger RNA. RefSeq names its product methylmalonyl-CoA mutase, mitochondrial-like. Gene Ontology annotation, cellular component: mitochondrion. Gene Ontology annotation, molecular function: metal ion binding; methylmalonyl-CoA mutase activity; cobalamin binding. The record is from RefSeq and is a predicted model, not a curated record. The transcript is spliced from 19 exons. Bases 75 to 2315 code for a protein of 746 amino acids. NCBI's taxonomy places the organism in Eukaryota, Metazoa, Mollusca, Bivalvia, Mytilida, Mytilidae.